ACUUUAUAGAGCACGAUGCCGACUGAUACAGGACGCAUGUGUCAAGACGAGCUGAAAAGUGGAUGAUGUUGGUGAUGUCGGUGCGGCAGUAGCGUAGCCAUGAGUGGGCGAGGGCGAGGGCGGGCCCGCGGGGGAGGCCAGAAUGAUGCCGCAGAGCCGCGGCGGUCCCGUCGCUUCACCAACCCCAUCAAGAACACCCCAAUCAACACCACCAUCCGCUUCAGGCAGCUGCCGCAACACAAACUGGACGAACUGGAGCAGCUUGAGCAGGGCACCUCGCUGUCGACAGAGGAGGAGGAGGAAUUCGAGGAGCUCAAGGCCCUGUGGGCCAAGGGGAGGUGGAGCUCCGCCGAAGGGAGUGAUGGUUCGGCACCACACACACACACACACUCUCUCUCUCUCUGUGUGCAUGUAUCGGUGCGUGUCUGUUGCUUGGUCAGGGAAGGCGAUUCUCGACAUGAAAGGCUGCUAGAAAAUCAAAGUGAGCACACCAUCUCUCUCCUUUAGCUCUCUUCUAUCAUGUGUGUCAUGCAGGCCGAGUAUCGGUUCUGCAUGAGGAAUGAGUACCCACGCUGCGCCCUCCUCCUGCUGCGACGGCUCAAGUGAGCGCCCCUCUGCUUCUUCACCCACUCGCCACCGCACACACGACACACGAACACCUGUCGUUGUCUGCUCCCUGCGGUUGAUGUUUUCAGCGAGCACCUUAUUAUGAACACGCCCCUCCGGGUCUGCUCGACGAAAAGCGUAAGGCUGCUGCACAGGCUGCUGCACUGGAGCUACAAGAGGAUGGCCUCCAGAUCGACGAUGCCGGCCCAGCAUCGGCCAUCGCCGACGUCAUCGAUGUCGAUUCGCUGAUCAACGACUGGCUAUGUGAGGUGAAUGUCUGGAAGGUGCCCAAGCCAGAGGGCGGGCAGCCGCGGGCGGAGGGGGCUGGCGAUGUGGUCAAGAAGGAGCCGACAGAGGGAGAGGAACACGGGGAGAGGCUGCCUGGCGCUGAGGAUGGCUACGAUGGGGCGAAUGGAGAGGUAGGGGGGACACACAGGCAGGGUGCGUGGAUCUGAUGAGUGUCUGUUUAUUGUGUGUGUGUAGUUGGGUGACUUGAUGGGCGAAGAUGCCGUGAUGGAGGACAAUGAGGAGGAGCAAGUAGCUGAUGAGCUCAUGGUGAGCGACGCAAUGACAACAGAGACAACACACACAUGAGGUUUGAAACUCCCUCGCUGUUCUCAUCUCAGGCGGAUGCGGAUGGGUCUCCCGGCGAGCAAGGCCACGAUGAGGACACUGACCAGCAAGUAAGAUGGACAAUGCACCAUGCGGAUGUGUCAAUAUACCCACGUACUUCUAUGUGUGUCAAUAUCAGGAUGGCGCGUUUGUAGCUGAUGACGGUCCUGCUGCUGCUGUGGACCGAGUGCCGCAGAACGGGGUACACACACAGGCAGGCACACAGAUGGUUGAGCACCCACCGGACGGACAUCCCUCUCUCCCUCUCCCUAUAUGUGCUCUAGUGUCAGGCUAGUGCUGCCGCUGCUGGCGAAGCGCCCGAUUCGCCGGUAGAUGUGGACAUCGUGCCCACCGUUGCCAAGCAAGAGACCGACGCACACAUGGUGACCCCCCAUACAUGAGUACAAUAUGUACCCCACAGACGCACAUAUGCCUCUCUGCGUGCGUGUCACCCAUCAGCCACCUGCCGGUGAGGAGUCGACCGUCCACGUGUUGGCCACGAUGCGAUCCGACCUCAUCAGCCACCCCUCCAGGCACCCACACCUUCCGAGGGUCAAGACCGAGGCGGACGGCACCACCACACCCAUCCCGUCUCUCGCAGAGUGCCACAGAAUCGCCAAGGACAUCUACCAGCAGCAGAUGGCGGGCAAAGCGUUCAAGGCGCUUAAGUGGCGGGUGGCGCGUGAGAUACAGAGGUGCCUGCUGAGCGCCGAGAAGUACGGCUUUCACGCUUGGCGUUGGGCGAGGUGGUGCGAGCGGGCGGUGCCUGGCUCUGGGGAGGUGCCGGACUGGUGCCAGCUGGAUGUGUUUCGCCAGGUGGGUGGGUGUCCCUCUCACACACACAGACACAUUAAUGCUGCAAUCCUUGUGUGUGUGUGUAUGUGUGUGUGGUGUGUGCAGGUUGAGGUGCGGCUCCCGGGCGGUGACACUGAGGUGUGGCAGAUGAACGGGGCGGAGCGGGUGUACAUGCACAGCCAGGGAGGCGUGGAGGAGCUCAUCGACAUCACAACCACACAGGACCAAGUGAGACCACACACCGCUCCGCUCCGUGCACCAUCUGUGUCAUGGGUGGGGUGUUGUGUGUAUUGCUCAGGCCGACGCGCCAGUGCACAUCAAAGAAGAGCCUCACAACGAGGGCGAAGAGGAUGAGCACAACGACGCCCUUGACGAGGGCGAGAAUGACGUACGUCAGAGUGGCAGAGUGGCUGUGUGCAUCUCUCUCAUUGUCUUGUGAAUGUGUGUGCGCAGGGUGGCGCGGGUAGUGAUCAAGUGCCCGACAAUACGCCCCCUCCUCCAGACACCAUGCCACCUGCCGACCAAGGUAAGCCGCACAUACGCCCCACCGCAGAAGCACAGAAACAUGCAUCUGUCUGUCUGUCUGUCUGCGUGCGUGUGUGUGGGUCUUUCAGGUGCCCCUGCCUCCCCUGUGCGCCGCCCAGCUGCCCCUCGUCCGGUGAUCAAGCUCAUCACCAUGGAGGAGUGGCAGACGACGCACCGCCAGGCCAUCUACAAGACGUUCGUCGACUUCUGUCGCUCCAAAGGUGAGUGACGGCAGCAGAUACACACGAGCAUGUGCUUAUCUAUGGCCGGCCGUGUGUGUAUGUCCAGUGUCAUCGUCGAGCAACGCCCAGGGCGCCUACAAGGUGGCCAAGUACAAUGACCCCGGCAUCUGGCGCAUCGAGCCACGAGAGCUCAGGCCUGGAAUGGCCCACCCACACGUUAUCAAGGUCACCUUCGCACUCAACGAGACCGCGACCAUCUCCACCGACUGGCUGAAGAAGCGCGCUGCCGAGCCGAGCUUCGAGCGGCUCUUCCGCACGUCCUUUGAUCGAUGGUUCCGUCUCCACAAGGCGGUCAUACUGCGUCAGUUGGGCGAGAACCUGCUCCCGCAGAUGCCGCGUGACUCGCAGCUGACCCGCAAUGUGCCUCAGAGGGCGAGGGAUGGUCUGCAGGAGGCCCCUGCUGCUGCCACGGCUGCUGCUCGUGUUGAUGCGCCUGAACUUGGUCAUGGCGAGGCGACGGGGACCGCCGAGAGGAUCCGAAAGCGCAAAGAACGACGACGGAUGGAGGUCAGAGCACGACACUUAUGCAGGGGUCGGUGGGUGGGUGGAUCUCUCUGUGUGUGUGUGUGGGUGGGUCCAUGUGUCAUGCUCAGAAGGAGCGUGCCAGCGCUGCUGGACGUGGUGUGGCGCCCCUGAUUGCGGUGAAGACGGAGCCAGGAGUAGAGCAGGCAGCACCGGUAAGAAAGGCGCACACCUGUCUGUGCAGUGAUUGCACCCAUCGCUCUGUGUGCAUUCAGGCGGUCUUCAGGCCAGUGCCGAUCAAGCAGGAGCCGACAGAUGAGCCGACGGACCCACAGCCGCCAUUUAUGCCGCGCGAUAGCGAUGUCAUGCCGCUUGCAGGUGACGCCAACACACACACACACACACAUCCGUGGCAUCAUCUCGUUUGCCCAUUCUGUCUCGUGAUCCACUCAGCGGUUGACAACGGCGUCCCCCCACUACCCCCGCCAGCAGCACCAGCAGCAGCCAAGCGCCCGCGCCCGGGGCAAGGAGAAGGAGACCUGGCGCGUGGCGUGUCGCUGCUCAAGAAGAGGAAGAAACGCAAGACGGCCAAGAAGAAGGGCGCCGACACUUCGGCCAACGAGGUGGCGCCGCGACACGACGACGGCGAGGACGAGGGCGAGGAAGAGGACAUUGACGCCAUGUGGGAAGAGGCGAAGAAGGACGACAGUGCGCCGAUCCCGCACCCUCCUCUGUCGCAUCACCCCUACUUUGCCAUGGCGCCGUACGGACAGCCGCCACCGCCCCCCUACCCCGGCCCUCUGCACGCGCACGACAUCGCUGGCUUCUACUCGCAUAACGGCUGGACGCCGCCCUCCAUGGCCAUGCCGCCGCACAUGCCGCAUACCGUCGAGCCGCCGCCCCCCGCAGAGCUGGGCGACGGACACAUGGACCACAGCAGUCUCUUCGACCAGGAGAUGAACGAGAGCAGUGCGUCAGCAUCGGUGGCUGGCGCUGCCGCUUCUCGGAUGUGGCAGGGAGGGUCGGAGGCUGCCAAGGGCGGUGGUGUUGAUGCGGCCAUGGUGGUCCAGUCAGUGGGCGAGAAGAAGGACUCGUCGGUUGAUGAGGCCAAGAUGGAGGAGGGGGAGGUCACCUUAGCCCCCCCGCAACAGCAGGCCGCCGACAGUGUCACGCUUCGCGUCACGGCUGAGGCCAGCAGCGAUAUGUGGAGCGACUUCCCGCCAUUCUGCUGGAACAACCUCGUCGGCGAAAACGGGGUACUCGGCCAUAUCGAGCGCUCGGAGAACUUCCAUCCUGUCGACGAGAGCAUCGUCACAACCGUCACGCCCCCAAGCCGGCAAGACGGGAGAUUACGGUGAGGGGAUGGACGGUGUCGGGGAGGGCAGAUGGAUGGAGAUGUGCGUGUCUGUGUGUCUGUCUGCGUGGAUGCAUCCAGGUGACGAUGAAAGGGGCGGUCAACAAGGUCGCACACGAGGCCAUCAACCUCUUUGGCGCUUUCCGGGCCGGCGUCAACAACG
This is a messenger RNA of Vitrella brassicaformis, 4759 nucleotides long. Lineage: Eukaryota; Vitrellaceae. The record is from the annotation of a GenBank genome assembly.